AUCUGCCCUUCACAGCGAGGCGUGGUCAGUCAGAGCUAACAGGUGGGCCGGUGAGAAGAGCUGCAGUCACACUUCAUCCACAGGAUACCUCUCUACACACACCAACAACACACACAGCUGCAGCAAAGAUGCCGAAGUGCCCGAAUUGCCAGAAGGAAGUUUACUUCGCUGAGAAGGUGACGUCGCUGGGAAAGGACUGGCACAGGCCCUGUCUGAAGUGUGAGAAGUGCAAAAAGACGCUGUCAGCAGGGGGACAUGCAGAGCAUGAAGGCAAGCCGUACUGUCACAAGCCCUGCUACGCUGCAAUGUUUGGACCAGGAGGAUUUGGACGUGGUGGAACUGAGAGCCACAAAUAUAAUUAGACAACUAGUAACUUGAAAGGCUCAGGCCCAGCAGUAAAAAAAAAUUUAAAAAAUAAAAUGUUGUCUGGAAACAAGAUCGAAGAAGCCCAGCAGGCUCACCAGUCCCAAUAAAAACCAGCAAACAAACUGCGUUCGGAUUCAGCGGAUACAUUUUGUGUGCGUGUGUUUUUAUCCUCUGUUUUUGAUCUCUGUCGUCUGAAGGUGAUUCAUUCCUGUGGUUGAGGGUGGACAUUUCUGAUUAAACACUUGUUAAAUUUG
Messenger RNA from Acanthopagrus latus (yellowfin seabream), 620 nucleotides. It is a transcript of the gene crip1, whose product is annotated as cysteine-rich protein 1. Lineage: Eukaryota; Metazoa; Chordata; Actinopteri; Spariformes; Sparidae. The transcript is spliced from 5 exons. The record is from RefSeq and is a predicted model, not a curated record. Gene Ontology annotation, biological process: intrinsic apoptotic signaling pathway in response to DNA damage; regulation of gene expression. Bases 129 to 362 code for a protein of 77 amino acids. Gene Ontology annotation, molecular function: zinc ion binding.